AUGGCGUAUUACGGUAUUGCGAUCUACGCAGGCCCUAAUGAGGGUCCACUUUGCCAGUACAUGAGCAGCGCAGACCCUAAUUCGUACAGCACGUUUGAAGACUAUAAGACGACCCUGACCAAGGAUUGCGCACCCGGUGAUCCGGGCGUACUCGAGUGGACCGUCCCGCUUGAUGCACCUGAUCUGCUUUACUACCAGUGCUACACUCAUCGUUUCCUCGGAUGGAAAAUUCACGUGACAGACAGCGCCACCGCCGUGACAGACAGCGCCACCACCGUGACAGACAGCGCCACCAACGUGACAGACAGCGCCACCACCGUCUCACUGUCUGUAUUCAGCAUAGUUCUCCUCUAUCUCCUCUACUUAAUCUUGUAAAAAUCGUUAUUUGCAACUCAAAUCAUUAGCAUAUCAUUUUGUCUUUCAUUUCCAUAAACCUCUGAAAGACAGUUUUCCAAGACUCUUUGUAUAAACAUUUUCUGUGAAGUAUGACUAUUACGUGGUGGAGGAGUAUCAUGCAUAGCGCACAAAGUUUUUGCUAGAUUUGUGAUAUGCCGUCAUAAUCCUGAUUGUUUUUUAGUCAUGAUUGAAGAGUGUAAACGUUGCGAAGAAAUUAUUUACAUGAAUAGUACUUGCUAUACAUUCGGUCGCGAAGUUUUUGCUAGAUCUUUUAUAUGCCGUCAUAAUCCUGAUUGUUUUUUAGACAUGAUUUAAGAGUGUAAACGUUGCGAAGAAAUUAUUUACAUGAAUAAUACUUCUUAAACAUUCGGGCGCGAAAUUUUUGCUAGAUUUGUAAUAUGCCGUCAUAAUCCUGAUUGUUUUUUAGACAUGAUUGAAGAGUGUAAACGUUGCGAAGAAAUUAUUUACAUGAACAAUACUUGUUAUACAUUCGGUCGCGAAGUUUUUGCUAGAUUUGUAAUAUGCCGUCAUAAUCCUGAUUGUUUUUUAGUCAUGAUUGAAGAGUGUAAACGUUGCGAAGAAAUUAUUUAGAUGAACAGUUCUU
This is a messenger RNA of Strongylocentrotus purpuratus (purple sea urchin), 1000 nucleotides long. RefSeq names its product protein Skeletor, isoforms B/C-like. The coding region runs from base 1 to 375 and encodes 124 amino acids. The transcript is spliced from 4 exons. Lineage: Eukaryota; Metazoa; Echinodermata; Echinoidea; Camarodonta; Strongylocentrotidae. The record is from RefSeq and is a predicted model, not a curated record.